AUGUUGGCGCAAAGCUGUUGCCUUCGACUGCUGAUCCUCCUCCUUCUGUUCACAUCAAUCUGCAGCGUCCCGAAAAAAUCCCUCAAAUACUUCAGGAACCGAAAAUUGCGAGAGAGAAGAAUCAAAUUGUUCGGCACCAAGAAGACAGAGAUUCAAUCACUCUUGAUAAGUACGUGGAACUAUACGGAUGCCAAUUUGCAGGCAUGGAGUGUGUUGCAGCAAGGACAUCGAAGGACUCGUCAGGCGGUGAUUCAGGGAUGCAUGGCCUGCCAGAACCAGCGAUGUGGACUCCUUCUGGCCGGAAGAUCCUCUCCAGAUACGGAGGGAGCACUCACCCUGGAGGCAGCCAUUAUGGAUGGAGAAAGCUUGGAAUACGGUGCAGUGGCUGGGAUGGAUGGAGUUCGGAAUGCCAUUCUAGUAGCCGAUGCAGUUCUGAAAUACACAAAACAUUCCGUUCUGGUUGGGAAAAGUGCAACAAAAUUUGCCAGAUCUUUGGGUUACAAAGAGGAGUACCUCACGGAUGCGAGAACGAAAAAUGUCUUGAAAAAGUGGAGUUCAAACGGCUGUCAGCCGAAUUUCUGGCGAGAUGUACAUCCUUCGCCGGCGGAAAACUGUGGACCAUAUUCACCCCUACCCGAGCACUUGCAUCAGCAUCCGAUGCACCAGGAAUAUGCCAUCACACAAGGUCAACACGAUCAGCUGGCCUUCUUGGCCCUGGAUGCGGAGGGUAAAUUCCAUGUGGCCAGCCAAUCGAGUGGCGCCCAAUUCCGGAUUCCCGGUCGAGUGGGUGAUUCGGCGGUGCCUGGUGCCGGGAUUUAUGCGGAUAAUGAAGUGGGCGGUGCGGUGGCCAGUGGCGAUGGCGAUGUCCUGAUGCGCCACCUGCCCGCCUUCCUGGCCGUCGAAGCAAUGCGAGCGGGAAAGGAUCCAGACCAGGCAGCCGAGUGGGUGGUGCAACGCCUGCUGAGGCACAAUACGGAAUUCAAUGGAGCCGUGGUGGUGGUCAACCGACGGGGCAUCUAUGCCGCCGCCUGUGCAGGACUCGACGAGUUUAAUUUCGUAGUCAGUGGGGGCAAGGAAUACCUCAGCAUGGCGCGGGUGGAGCGGGUCAAGUGCUUGGAGCGGGAGAAUGAAGUCAUAGAUGGUGGACCCAAAGGACUGUUCCCCACCAUUCCCGAAAAGCAAGAGGUUCCAUGA
Messenger RNA from Drosophila sechellia, 1194 nucleotides. Its product is annotated as L-asparaginase-like protein GM15681. Gene Ontology annotation, biological process: protein deglycosylation. Gene Ontology annotation, cellular component: lysosome; cytoplasm. Gene Ontology annotation, molecular function: N4-(beta-N-acetylglucosaminyl)-L-asparaginase activity. The coding region runs from base 1 to 1194 and encodes 397 amino acids. The transcript has a single exon. Lineage: Eukaryota; Metazoa; Arthropoda; Insecta; Diptera; Drosophilidae. The record is from RefSeq and is a predicted model, not a curated record.